Xenopus laevis (African clawed frog) is the source of this 2734-nucleotide messenger RNA. It is a transcript of the gene tafa2.L, whose product is annotated as chemokine-like protein TAFA-2. The record is from RefSeq and is a predicted model, not a curated record. Lineage: Eukaryota; Metazoa; Chordata; Amphibia; Anura; Pipidae. The coding region runs from base 1035 to 1514 and encodes 159 amino acids. The transcript has 6 exons.
CAUACUUUCUUUCACAUUUCAGUCCAGAAGUAUGAAAAGCUUCUUUUUUUCCCAUUUUUUUAUUUUCAAACAAGAAACCCUCAUGUUGUUUGUACAGCGCUGUCAGGUACUUGCUGUGACAUUGCUUAAAUUCAUGGCUCUCUUCUUGGAUUUCACGGAGUCAUUAAUUCAGGUGCCAUUUUGCCACCCAACCCCCUUGUGUGGGUGCUGGAGCUGUCAGCAGUACUGAACCAACUUCAAGACGUGCAACCAGACCUGUACUUGUUUAUGUGGAUUAAACAGCGUUUGGAAUCUUUGUGAACCUUUGCCAGGGAAAUUGCUUGAUAGGAAAUCAAGAAGCAAAGAGAUAACAGAAACAGAGAGAAAUAUAACUGCAUUAGUCUGCCAGGGCUGGUGAGCAAGCAUUCAUAUUCAGCAUUUUAAAAUGAUCAUACCGGCUGAGUAAAUGAGUUUCAUGUGCAUAUUACAUUGGUCCUGGGUUUACCACACCUUUUUAUGAAGACAGACAGGGACUCAAGACAUCCAUUCAAUUCACAGAACAGGAUUGUUACAGCGUGCUCUACUGCAGGUGUGGGGCUAUGCUGCCUUUCAUUUAGCUUCCCGAGAGAAAAGGAGGCAGAACAACGUCUAAUAUAACUGAACAAUACACAUCAGAUGUCAAAUAAGGAGACUGCUGCAUUAGCACUUAGGUUUUUUUCCUUUGUGGAUAUUUAUUAUUUGAAAGCACAUGUGCUAAAUACAGCUUGAACUGGAUAGGGGAUUUUCCUGCAUCACAGCACUGCUACGUUAUUUACAGUUUUAUGAUUUCUAUGUAAAACAAUAACAUACCGGUAACAUUUAAAUUAUCUUUUGCUGAUCCUGUUUAUGUUAGCUACUAUUUUCUCUCAAGAUUUUGGGAAGAUUAAACAGUUUGGAGUCUGGAAAUUACACUGGGUCUAAAGUAUGAUGCGGAGUUAAAACUCAUUUCAGCUCCCUGGACCUACAUCGCAUGGCAAUAGGAACCUAAAAAGCAGGCAAACAUUUUUGGAUUCUUGAUGUCGCCUGAUUGUUUCUUUAAAAGGAAACCUUUGUGUUUUUGCAUGAGAAGGGCCUGUUACAGCAAUUCCCGAGUAAUAAGGAUGAAUAAAAGAUAUCUGCAGAAAGCAAUUAAAGGAAAAUUACUUAUAAUAAUAUUUAUUGUAACUCUGUGGGCGAAGUUGGCAUUCGGUGUAAUUCAUCACAAAGCUCAGCAUGUUAGAACUGGAACUUGUGAAGUUGUGGCCCUACACAGAUGUUGCAAUAAAAAUAAGAUAGAAGAAAGGUCCCAAACAGUUAAGUGCUCAUGUUUCCCAGGACAAGUGGCAGGGACCACAAGGGCAACUCCUUCUUGUGUGGAUGUAUCAAUUGUCGAGCAGAAAUGGUGGUGCCAUAUGCAGCCGUGUCUUGAAGGUGAAGAAUGCAAAGUCCUUCCAGAUCAGAAAGGCUGGAGUUGUGCCUCAGGGAAUAAAGUGAAAACAACAAAGGUAACACGGUAGCUAUUGACAAGCGAGAAUCCUGGACUGAGAUUGGACAGCAAUGAAAGAUUUUAAAAAAAACAUUCUGGAAUGCUUGAAUUCAAUUUCAAAAUGCAGAUUUUUUUCAGAAUGACUUCUCAAGGGAUCAGGUUUUGAUACAACAAUGAAAGCACAAUUGCCACCAAAUAAUUUCCCAUGUUGAAUACUGUGCACCCAGGACUGCUCUAGUCAUCUGAGCAAAAUAAGCAGAGGAAAUGUGUUUAUAAUUCAAAGAAAGCAAAGUUGAAAUAGAAGACGCCUUCAUCUGGAUACUUUUUUUUUCUUCAGUACUAAUGCAGCUGCCUAUACAUCAAUUGUACUAUUUUGUAGAAGAUUUCCUCCAGCAUGACUGAGUAAACCAAUUUGUUUGUUGCUUAACUGAGUUAUGUAAGACUUUGUGUUCAUUAUGAGUAUAAAUAUAUCUAGGUAUAAUGACAUUCAUUUGCAGUAGGGAAUCGGUUCUUCUGUCAGCUGGGGGAUUGUGAUCUGAAUACAGAAUUUGUAUUUCCUUUGCAUCAAAUUACCCAAUUAUAUGGAAAGGUUUCAUUUUUUAAAAUCUAUUUUAGAUGCAUUUUCUUCACUUUUGAUAGAUGUUACAUGGUCCAAGCCUUUAACAAGAUUGAAAAUCAUUGGUUUUGGAUAUAGGUUGGUUUCCUGCAGCCAUUUAAAACAGGAAAAUAUGGAUUGUGGUUUUAGAAAAUGUUUUUUUCAUAAGAGCAUUCCAUAUGCUCAAUGACAGCUUCAAAUGUCUGUUUAAAGUAAAAGGAGUUUCCAAAUAAGAAACUCAGACUUCAAUCAACAAUAUUAUAUUGACAAAUGUGUUAUCCAGUAUAUCUAUGUUUUAUGCUUUAGCUGAUCGAUUUUGGCUGUACUGCAGUAUAACUAGAUGUUUCAACUUUUUAGAACAUAAUACUAUUAGUUGCUUACAGAUGCAGGUAGCGUUACACAAUGAAGCUGGAUCAUUAACCUUGACCUAUGUGAUGGAUUUUAUAUUGCUUUGUACUUGUCAGUGGCUAGUACAUUUACUGUGUCAAAGAAUGUGCAUCCCUUUGUGAAGCUCAUGGCCAUGCUAACUUCAAGCAAAAGGAAUUAGGAUUACAAAUCAAUUGUUAUAUUUAAGAACCUCAACAGAAUAAUGUAAUAAAAAUGAACAUACAUUUUUUUAAACUAAACCCAAAAAAUGAAUAUGGCUAGAAUGCCUU